CCCCACCUGAAUGACCUCCACCAGAAUGUGCCAGGGAGACAAGGAGUGGUGGGAGGUGAGGAAUCUGAGAGACAUCCAGGAGGAAACAGCUCCAGGGGACGUUGCUGGACAAGCUGUUACCCACAUCAAUAGCAGACUUCACCCCCUGUACGCCCUGAAGAGACUACUGAGAUAUGAAGCUCUUACCUCAGGGGAGAGCUCGUCUACUCCAGGUGCCUCGUAAUGACUUUGGCAACGUGUUCCUGUUCAAGCCCUGCAUGUUGCCAGUAGGUUGUGUCAUUCUUCAACUGCCAAACCUCAAGAGUAGCUAAGAAGCUGGACAUGGACUGUGCCUUUGCUGUCGCUGGCUUUAACUUCCACCAUGGUGGCUACUUUCAUGCUGUAACGGAUGGCUACAUUGUGUGUGUGUAUGUGUGUGUGUGUGAGGAGCAUGAGGAGAUCCUGAGUUCAGCUUGGGUGGAAGACCAAGAGAUCCAGAGAUCUAGUAGAAAGAGAAGCAGGAAAAGAGAGCCGUGUCUAACUGGACUCUGCUGGUGAAGGCCCUCUGAUCAGGGAGACACUCCAGCGGUGCUAUGGGAAGAAAGGCCCAACAGCCGGGGGAGGACUGGACCAACUGAAGAGCCAGAAUGGGGACAGGGUCUGUCGUCUGAAGGGGAGGGGGAUGAGGAGCGUAGGCAGCUGCUGCCACACUGGCACAGACUUGGCCCCAGGACAGUGGCACAGGGGGACCAAACGGGAGAAAAGGGUCCCGUUCGAGAAAUUCUUUGUGUCCUCUCAGACCAUCCACCUAGUCGGUUCCUCAUGAAAGACGGGGAGUGUAACUUCUUCUGCUUCUUCCGUUGCUGCUGAGUGGUGUCGGGCUAGUCUGUGGAACCGUGUUCUCUGGGAGCUGUAGUUCCCCCGGUGACGCUGACGGCCGGAGAGCUGUCAGUCAGUCCCAGAGAGAGAGUGCGAGAGAGAGAGAGGGGCUCUGCCGGGGAAUGUCUGUGGACAUGAACAGCCAGGCCUCUGACAGCAAUGAGGAUGACUUCGGGGUCAACUCUGAGGAGGACGAGGAUGACGACGGGGGUGACGAUGAGGACCAGGGGGACAUAGUGGACUACUACGACGGUGUGGCCGGAGACAUGGAGCAGCAGGGGGCCGACUCGUUUGACCCAGAGGAGUACCAGUUCACCUGCCUCACCUACAGUGAGAUCCAGAAGGUGCUCUGCAAGGAGGUCAACAGUAUCGCUGCCAUCCUGAAGGUUUUACCUGCUGUAGCCAAACUGGUCCUUGUGCAUUUUCACUGGCAAGUGUCACAAAUACUGGACAGAUACAAGUCCAACUCAUCUCAGUUGCUGUCUGAGGCCCAGGUCCAGCCCAGCAGCACCUGCAGAUCAGUUCCUACUCCUCAGUCCCUCCAGUGUGGGGUGUGUCUGCAGCUGGUUCGGAGGGAUGCCCUGCUUGCGCUGCCCUGCCAGCACUCCUUCUGCAAAACAUGCUGGGAGCAGCAUUGCACUGUACUCGUCAAAGAUGGGAUGGGAGUGGGUAUCUCCUGUAUGGCUCAGGAUUGUUCCCUCCAAAUGCCAGAGGACUUUGUGCUCCCGCUGCUGCCUGGUGAGGAGCUGAAGGACAAAUAUAGACGCUACCUCUUCAGGGACUAUGUGGAGAGCCACUUCCAGCUGCAGCUGUGUCCAGGGGCAGACUGUCCCAUCGUCAUCCAAGUGCAGGAGCCACGGGCCCGCAGAGUACAGUGCAUCCGCUGCAAUGAGGUCUUCUGUUUCAAAUGCCGGAUCAUGUACCACGCCCCAACAGACUGCCCAACCAUCCGAAGGUGGCUAACCAAAUGUGCAGACGAUUCAGAGACCGCCAACUACAUCAGUGCACACACUAAAGAUUGUCCUAAGUGCAAUAUCUGCAUUGAGAAGAAUGGAGGCUGCAAUCACAUGCAAUGCUCCAAGUGCAAACACGACUUCUGCUGGAUGUGUCUGGGGGACUGGAAGACCCAUGGCAGUGAGUACUAUGAGUGCAGUCGCUACAAGGAGAACCCAGACAUCGUCAACCAAAGCCAGCAGGCACAGGCCAGAGAGGCCCUCAAGAAAUACCUCUUCUACUUUGAGAGGUGGGAGAACCACAAUAAGAGUCUCCAGCUGGAGGCUCAGACGUACCAGCGGAUCCAGGAGAAGAUCCAAGAGCGGGUGAUGAACAACCUGGGCACCUGGAUAGACUGGCAGUACCUGCAGAACGCUGCCAAGCUGCUGGCCAAGUGUCGCUACACACUGCAGUAUACUUACCCCUACGCCUACUACAUGGAGUCUGGUCCUCGUAAAAAACUGAAUGUUCGUUGCUGUGGGAGAUCGUGCUGUCACAAUGCAUAUGAUUUUGAGUACCAGCAGGCCCAGCUUGAGGCAGAGAUUGAGAACCUGUCUUGGAAGGUGGAGCGAGCAGACACCUACGAGCGAGGGAGUGAGGGGGAGCUGAGCGCCAAUGACCGAGGGGAUCUGGAGAAUCAGAUGCACAUUGCUGAGCAGAGGAGACGCACGCUGCUGAAGGAUUUUCACGACACCUGAAGUUACCAUCCUACUGCAAAGCACCAACAGCUCCCUCCUUCAUCCCUCCCUCAUUAAGUGCUCUAUUUGUCUGCUACAGGGUCUCAGAAUGGCACAGUCCCCCCCUCAUUUAGAUCUGUCAACAACGCCACAUUCUUACACUACACCAUGAAAUGAGAAAGCAUUGCGCAUGCUCGCGCACUCACACAUACACACAAACACUCUUCAGAAAAUAAAACAAAUUCUUAAUUUUCCUCCCACGCGGUCCCACCAUCCUUCUACUUUUCUUUCUUCUCAUAUUGUUCACAUUUUUCUGGAAAUGGCUGUUGAUAGUUAGAUUGUUUAAGAAACGGAAAAUUUAAAAAAUGCUGUAAUUUUCCAUGGUUGUACAUUAAUACAGAAAUAGUUACUGAGUUUUUAAAACAAA
This is a messenger RNA of Oncorhynchus nerka (sockeye salmon), 2955 nucleotides long. Its product is annotated as E3 ubiquitin-protein ligase ARIH2-like. Gene Ontology annotation, cellular component: cytoplasm; ubiquitin ligase complex. The coding region runs from base 981 to 2549 and encodes 522 amino acids. The transcript has 20 exons. Lineage: Eukaryota; Metazoa; Chordata; Actinopteri; Salmoniformes; Salmonidae. The record is from RefSeq and is a predicted model, not a curated record. Gene Ontology annotation, biological process: ubiquitin-dependent protein catabolic process; protein polyubiquitination; positive regulation of proteasomal ubiquitin-dependent protein catabolic process. Gene Ontology annotation, molecular function: zinc ion binding; ubiquitin protein ligase activity; ubiquitin conjugating enzyme binding.